This is a messenger RNA of Phragmites australis (common reed), 2653 nucleotides long. RefSeq names its product pentatricopeptide repeat-containing protein At2g33680. Lineage: Eukaryota; Viridiplantae; Streptophyta; Magnoliopsida; Poales; Poaceae. The record is from RefSeq and is a predicted model, not a curated record. Gene Ontology annotation, molecular function: protein binding; RNA binding. Gene Ontology annotation, biological process: RNA modification. Bases 33 to 2246 code for a protein of 737 amino acids. The transcript has 2 exons.
AAGUCCCGAAGUGUAAUUCUCCCGCCCGCGCCAUGGCAGGCGCGGCGCCGUCCGCGCGGCGCAUGUCGCACACGCAGUUCAUCGAGCACCUCCGCCGCGCGGCCGCCCGCCCCCGCGACGGUGAGGCCCUCCACGCCUGGGCGCUCAAGUCCGGCGCCGCCUCCAACGCUCCCGUCUCCAACUCCCUCAUCACUUUCUACUGCUCCCUCCCGCGGCCCCUCCUCCACGCCGCCUUCGCCGUCUUCGCCGACAUCCCCGCCGCCGCGCGCGACGUCGCCUCGUGGAACUCCCUUCUCAACCCUCUCUCCCGCGACCGCCCCCUCGCUGCGCUCUCCCACUUCCGCUCCAUGCUAUCCUCCUCGGCCGCCGUCCUCCCGUCGCCGCACUCCUUUGCCGCCGCGUUCACCGCCGCCGGUCGCGUGCCCUACGCGUUCGCCGGCGCCGCGGCCCACGCUCUCGCUUGCAAGCUGUCCUCCGCCGGCUCCACUAAUGUGUUCGUCUCCACCGCCCUGCUCAAUAUGUACUGCAAGCUGGGUAUUACCUCUGAUGCCCGCAGGGUGUUUGAUGAAAUGCCGCAUCGGAAUGUAGUGUCAUGGACUGCUAUGGUAUCCGGGUAUGCUGUGGGGAAGUGCUCUGAGGAGGCGUUUGAGCUCUUCAGGCUGAUGCUUCAGGAGUGCCCGCUGGAGAAAAACGAGUUUGUCGCCACUGCAGUUCUUAGCGCAGUUAGCGUGCCAUUGGGUUUGCUUAAGGGGGUGCAGGUGCAUGCGUUGGUUGUGAAGGAUGGGUUGCUGGGAUUUGUGUCUGUGGAGAAUUCACUUGUCACAAUGUAUGCGAAGGCUGAGUGUAUGGAAGCAGCGCUGCAGGUGUUUGAGUCAUCAAAGGAGAGGAACUCGAUCACAUGGUCUGCAAUGAUCACCGGGUAUGCUCAGAACGGGGACGCAGAUAGUGCAACUAGGAUGUUCUCAAAGAUGCAUACUGCAGGAUUCUCACCAACUGAAUUCACCUUUGUUGGGGUACUAAACGCAUGCAGUGACAUGGGAGCGUUGGCGCUUGGGAAGAAGGUACAUGGCUUGAUAGUGAAGCUUGGGUUUGAGAUGCAAGUGUAUGUGAAGAGUGCAGUGGUGGACAUGUAUGCCAAGUGCGGUUGCAUUGGUGAUGCAAAAUAUGGGUUUCAUCAGUUGUAUGAUGUUGACGAUGUUGUCCUUUGGACGGCUAUGAUUGCUGGGCAUGUGCAGAAUGGGGAGCAUGGGGAAGCUCUGAUGUUGUAUUCCAGGAUGGACAAAGAGGGCAUCAUGCCCAGUAAUUUGACUAUAACUAGCGUUCUUAGAGCAUGUGCGUGCCUUGCAGUAUUGGAGCCAGGGAAACAACUGCAUGCACAAAUCUUGAAGUGUGGUUUUGGUUUGAGUGGUUCUGUUGGAAGUGCUCUAUCUACAAUGUAUUCAAAGUGCGGGAACCUUGAAGAUGGCAUGGUUGUCUUUAGAAGUAUGCCUGAUAGGGGUGUUAUUGCAUGGAACUCGAUCAUUUCUGGUUUUUCACAAAAUGGAUGUGGCAAUGGUGCACUUGACCUGUUUGAGGAGAUGAAGCUAGAGGGCACUGCACCUGAUCAUAUAACAUUCAUGAAUGUAUUAUGCACUUGUAGCCACAUGGGCCUAGUUGACAGAGGUUGGAUUUAUUUUAGGUCAAUGACCAAAGACUACGGUUUAAUGCCUAGGCUGGAUCACUAUGCUUGCAUGGUUGAUAUUCUUAGCCGAGCUGGGCUGCUAAAGGAAGCAAAGGACUUUAUAGAGUCAAUUACCAUUGACCAUGGAACAUGCCUAUGGCGUAUAGUCCUAGGAGCAUGCCGCAGUUUACGGGAUUUUGAUGUUGGAGCAUAUGCAGGUGAACGGCUGAUGGAAUUAGGUAGUGAGGAUUCCUCAGCGUAUAUAUUGUUGUCAAACAUCUAUGCUGCCCAAAGAAAAUGGAAUGAUGUUGAGCGGGUGAGACAUUUGAUGAGACUCCGAGGAGUUAGCAAAGAUCCAGGAUGUAGCUGGGUUGAGCUAAACAGCCGAGUUCAUGUGUUUGUUGUUGGGGAACAGCAACAUCCUGAAGCGGAAAAUUUAAAUACAGAGUUGAUGAGGCUAGCUAAACACAUGAAGGAUGAAGGGUCUCUUCAAUUAUCUAAAUUCUCAUUUGAUGAAGAACUGGAUGCACUAGGAGAGUUUCACAAAGAAGAUCAACUGGAGUUUAUAUCAGCAGCUUAUAGCUGAGUUUCCAAAAGAUAAGAAAGGUAUCCCCCAUGGUCCCAUCCAAGCUAACAGUUGGAACAUGUGGUUGAGGGGUGAAACCAGGCCUCAAUGACCUUAUUGAACACAGAAUUGGACAAUGACCAAAUGAAUAUGAGAGUCAAUGCUCUAAAAAGAUUAGGACAAACAGGACUGGGAUGAAAGAACUUAGAUGGGUAGAGACUUAACUCUUUCUUGCUUGCUUCAUAACGGGUACAUGCUAUCCCUUUUAUAGGGAUGACAUGGCUUUACUCCUAAGAAACAAUCUCUAUCUUUCUCCAAGGAAACUUAUCUCUAAUACUUGGAACAGAUCUACAAGGUAGUAAACCUAACUAAUAAGGAAAUUAGCUAUUCUUAUUGCUAAUUUUUAACUAAAUACACGCCGGCAUGCC